Messenger RNA from Schistocerca americana (American grasshopper), 3153 nucleotides. RefSeq names its product fibronectin type 3 and ankyrin repeat domains protein 1-like. The transcript has 4 exons. Lineage: Eukaryota; Metazoa; Arthropoda; Insecta; Orthoptera; Acrididae. The record is from RefSeq and is a predicted model, not a curated record. Bases 161 to 781 code for a protein of 206 amino acids. Gene Ontology annotation, molecular function: protein binding.
ACAGUGACAGCUUUUGUUGUGGUAAACACUGACGGUUACUUGUUGUUUUUGAAUUCAGUCUUAAGUCUUUGGCUGGCGAAGUAACUAUUGGAAUAGUGACGUUGUAUUUACAUGUGAUUGUGUAUAAUAUUUUCGAAUUUUAGCACAUGCAUUGCUUCUAAUGACUUUAGCCUGGAGCACAAAAAGCGAGACUGAAAAUCUACUAAUGGAACUGGAGAAGAACACAAACAGAAAGAGGGAGGUGCCUCAAAGGAAUGCAACAGGAGAACUGAUCCUAGCUGUGAAGCGUGGGAGGGUGAAGUACGUGCAAGAUCUGUUGGCAGCCGGAGCAAAGAUCACGGUGCGGGACAGGAAGGGGAACACAGCCCUGCACUGGGCGGCACAAGGGGGAAAUGAGGAGGCUGCCAGGUAUCUGCUGCGAGCCGGGGCCAACAUGGAGGCUGUCGACAGCUGGUGGCGGCAAACGCCAUUGCACAGGGCUGCAGAGUGGGGCCACGAGGCAGUGGCGAAGAUGUUGCUGAUUGCCGGUGCUGACCCCGACAUCUGCGACGGGGAUGGGAGGACGUCACUACACUUGGCGGCUUUAGGUGGCCACGUGGGGAUGGUGACAGUGCUGCUGGCAGCGAGUGCGGACCGGGGCAUCAAGGACUAUGGAGGGAGGAUGCCUGUAGACAUGGUCAGGGAGAAGGACAGGGAGCAGCUGUUGCCCCUACUCAGAUGUUGCGGUAUUGGCUUGAAUGUGCCCACAAGUGAACUUCUGGAGAAGAAAAUCCAGUGGUAGGCACUGGAGUACUUCUACCUCAGCAUCCUGUGUUCCUCAAGCUGCCCUGCGCCAGACAAGCUGGAUCCACGUGCAGCACCUGCAGCAACAUGGACAUGACGUCGAGUGGAAUUUUCCUAUCACAAUAACGUCGCCCGGCCGAGUGUAUCUGGGCCUCCAGCCCAGCUGAGAUUACUUGCACUGUGGAUGAGCUUCUCAUCAGCUGGAUUGAGGCCUGUCCUGUGCUGACAUCAGUACAGGCUUCUGAUGUGAUCACCAACACCAUCGCGCUGUGCCUCCGCUUCAGUUCGGACUUCAGCCAGAGCACUGAUGGGGCCUCGGUGCCAGUUGCCUCCUCCAAGUGCACCAUCUACAAGAUGUGCCACAGGUAUGCUACUUCCUGCCAGCCUCGUGCUCUCAGUUAUGGAACGACAUUCGUUCCUGUGGAGGUGCUCCACACCAGUGGGGCCCUAGCCCUCCAUUGUCUCAGGAGGUCACAGGUCACACCAGGUCUGGGUCACCACUGUCAGUACACGUACUGGCUGCUAGUCCACACCAGCUGAGAUGACACUACCCACUCAGCAAGUCUGCUCCGACCAGCUGCCAUCACCACUGCCGACAUCGCAUUCUGCUGCCAACGUGGCCGACAUUGCAGUCUACCACCAUAGUGGUUCCCGACUGCAGACACUCACAGACUCCGAUGUAUAGAAUGUGUAGUCAAGAAAGCUGUUUAUGGUCUGAGAGCAUUCUCUGGUCUUGCUGACUCCACAGACCCACCUUUACUCUCUCUCUCUCUCUCUCUCUCUCUCUCUCUCUCUCUCUCUCUCUCUCUCCCUCUCCAAGAUCACCUGCGUUCAACAUCCUGAUGGUCAGGUGGCCUUCCUGCUGUCAUUGGAUGACUACGUAGUGGUCAGCAACCCAGGCAUUCUGGCAUCAGAAAUUGUGCUGGAAACCGGUGAGCAACAUCAUAAGGCAUCAAUCUAUGAUGACACUUUCUCAAGUGAGUAGCAGCGUGUGUGUUUUAUGAAUGCAUGUGGUUCUUGUAGCAUUUGUUCCUCAAGUUUGUCCUCACUCCUGUUUCUUAUUAUUUCUGGCAUAGUUUCUGGUCGCAUUGCAACCCAGAUGGGGGCUAACAGUUGCGGUUCGCGUGUGGUCCUUUCUCUCCGAACUGGAGUCCUUCCCUUUACCACCUCUACUUGUGGACCGUUCAUAUAUGCCUCCAUGGCGUACGCCUCAUCCACACCGCCCCAUCUCACCCUGUGUCAGACCGCCAGGCAGAACAUUUUGUUUGGACAUUCAGGACCCAGCUGGAUAAGCUGCUGUGCCAUCGCUCGCUGGAGGAGGCUGUGCUACUUUUUUUGGCCACAUACUGCUCCACCCCGCAUGCCAGUAAAAGUCCACCAGAGAUACUCCACGGUCGACCAUUCUGCUCUCCCUUAUCUGUUCUUGUCCCCAAGACUCCUCUCCCUCCAGCCCACACUCCAGCACUUUCCUUCCAGGGUGGGCAGGAGGUCUGGGCGCAGAUCUUCUUUCAUCCACAGGUGCACUUGGCACCUGCCGUCGUCACCAAACUCUGCAGCUUGGCGAUGGCAUCUCUCUGGUGGGCCGAUGGUUCCGGCACCUCAACCAGCUCUGCCCCCAUCUGGUGGACCAUGACACCCCUGGGGAGCUGGGAGAUGCCAGUGCCUGUCGAUGGCCGCCCUGUGAUGGAACUUCCGCUUCUGCCUCAGCCUCUGCCUCCACUGCCAGCUGCCCCUGCUCUGGCGCCACGUCCACAAACCUAUGGACGUCGACCAGCACACCCCCACUCCUGUGGACGUUUGUGGUGCUGUGCAUUAUUUUUCCAGGGGGAGAAAUGUCGCAACGGCCCCUUAUCAGUUACGAGGGUCCGCACAACAGACAAGCAAGGUAGGCUGCCGACCUUCCUUCAAGAGCUCAUAUCAAAACAUCGCCAGUGAAUGUGAACAUCAACAGACCUUCUCCAUAAACACAGCACUACUUCAUGAAAAGCCAUGUGUCAAAGAUCCACCAAUUGGAACUAAUGUGACUAAGUGUAGCACUCUGCAGAAUCAGUGUUAUAAGCAUGCCAGCAGAGUCAGACCGGCAGAGUGUACCUACAAUUGGGACAGCUCCGGCCAAUACCUAUACCGGCUCUAGCCUGGUAGUCACUCGCCGUAGUCUUCUGUAGAAAUUUGUAUCUUGUUAGGCAUAAUGCCGCUUUGGAACUGUGUAGUGUAGCAUUUUGGUUGUUGUUAUUUCUUUUCAUUGUCUUGUAACUUUUAUCUGGCUUUUGCCACCACAAGAAUUAUUGUGUUUCCUGUUGUUCUUGAGUUUGGAAAUUAGUGUGUAUCAAGAAGGCGAUUUAGUUAAAUAAAGUGUGUUCAAACAUGAUC